Salarias fasciatus (jewelled blenny) is the source of this 2400-nucleotide messenger RNA. RefSeq names its product membrane bound O-acyltransferase domain containing 7 (gene mboat7). Gene Ontology annotation, cellular component: membrane; mitochondria-associated endoplasmic reticulum membrane contact site. The transcript is spliced from 9 exons. The record is from RefSeq and is a predicted model, not a curated record. Gene Ontology annotation, molecular function: lysophospholipid acyltransferase activity. The coding region runs from base 126 to 1553 and encodes 475 amino acids. Lineage: Eukaryota; Metazoa; Chordata; Actinopteri; Blenniiformes; Blenniidae. Gene Ontology annotation, biological process: lipid modification; phosphatidylinositol biosynthetic process.
GACGUAAUCUUUUUGAAUGCGGAAGUGGUGAAAUGAGAAGUCGCGGUGGGUGUGAGCAGUUUGAUUUACAGCCUUUAAUGGAGACAGCAGGCUGUGAACCGAGUCACUAAACUACAGAAAUAGCCAUGUCUCCCGAUGAGCUGGUGUACCUGGGAAUUCUUGCUGCCUCCAUCCCCGUUGGAUUUCUCUUCCGUUACCUCAGUCCGCCCGUGAAGCAGGGAGCAGCUCUUCUUCUGGGUCUCUCCAUCACUAUCGCCACCUGUCACAUCCACACACUCCACUCGCUGGUGACGGUGAUCGGAACAUGGAUUAUUAUAAGGAGCAGCUGGCGGCACGCCCCGGCACUGAGCCUCAGCUGGACCUUCCUCUACCUCCUCUUCUUUCGGCUGAUAACUUGGUUCGGUCUGCCGCCUCCGACUCCCUUUGCCAAUGCUGUCCAGCUUCUGCUCACACUGAAGAUGGUGAGUCUUGCCAAUGAGGUGCACAGCUUCCAUGUGGAGAAGAAGAAAGAAGUGAGCUCUUUUGCGAAGUCCCCGGUCAUCGGCGGUCUGGCUCAGGAGCCCUCCCUCUACGACAUCCUGUCCUAUAGUUACUGUUAUGUGGGUAUAAUGACCGGCCCGUUCUUCCGCUUCCAAACGUACGUGGACUGGCUGAACCAGCCGAGCCCGAUGGCUCUGCCCGGCUCCGCGCCGUGUCUGCAGCGGCUGAAGCUCGUCCCGGUGUACGGAGCGCUGUUUGUGGCCGUCAACUCUGUCUUUCCACUGGCCUACGUCCGUACAGACGAGUUCUUGGAUCACAACUUUUUCUUCAGGUUUUUCUACAUGGUGGCAGUGUUCUUCGUGUUCAGGAUGCGUUUCUACGCAGCCUGGUGCGGCGCUGAAGCUGGCUGUAUCAGCGCCGGCCUGGGCUGCUAUCCAGAAAAGGCUCUUUCCAAGCCCGGAGGUGGACCCACCGUCAACUACAGUCCUGAUCCCUCCUCUGAAGAAAAAUAUGACUUCAAAACUAUCCAGAACAUCGACUGUUACAACACAGACUUCUGUGUGAAGGUCCGGCACGGCAUGCGCUACUGGAAUAUGACCGUCCAGUGGUGGCUGCAUCACUACAUCUACCCCAACGCCCCCUUCAAAGCCUACACACUCAGGGCCGGCUGGACCAUGUUCAUCAGCGCCUACUGGCACGGCCUGCACGCCGGGUACUACCUCUCCUUCCUCACCAUCCCGCUGUGCAUUGCCGCCGAGUCGGCCAUGGAGGCGUCCGUCCGAGCGAAGCUGGGCCCCCGCGGGCAGAACGUCUUCGACUGGGUCCACUGGUUCCUGAAGAUGAGGGCCUACGACUACAUGUGCAUGGGCUUCGUGCUGCUCAAGGCCUCCGACACCGUCAGCUACUGGACGUCCAUCUACUUCAGCAUGCACGUGAUCGCCGUCUGCUGCAUCGUAGUGGGACGGGUGCUGGGAGGAGGCAAGAGAGACGCGAGGAGAGCGGACAAGGAACAGAAGAAAGAGGGAGAGAAGACAGGCGACGUUAAGGAGAAAACUGGAGAAAAAACAGACUGAAUGGAUGUACAGUAAAGUUCUUGUGGGAUCAUUUCUGGGGGCGAAUGGCAUUAAUUCAAGAUGAGAAUUAUAAACCUUUACGGCACCGUCACUCAUGUUUCUGACAACAAAGCGUCAUGCAGGUCCAAGGUGACUGCUUUUGAGAAACAUCAGAUCAAAUUUUAUUCAGUCAGUCUUAAUAAACCCAGUGAAGUUCAUGUAAAAACUUAAAUUUUAAAACUGUGAAUACCGCUCAGUGAAUGUUACUUUUAUAUUCAGAGGAGAAAAACCAACCUGUAAAAUCUAAAUGUGCUCCGAGUAUUUUUAGCUGUAUUCUAAAACACCAAGUCACAUUUUAAGCAUUUUGGUGUGUAUUUCUUCAGAAAAAUGAGGUGUUUGACAAGUCAGCAUGUUUUAUCUGAUGGAAAGGAGACCAACAAAGCAAUUUAAUUAAUGUCACUUCAGAUUCAAUAACUCAAAAAAAAAAAAAACCCUCAACAGGUGAUGCUCGACUUCCGGUAUUACAUUACGGUGUCUGUUCGGAUGAGUAGUGAUGUGAUUGUGACAGCAUUGACUGUCUGACAAUAGAACUGGUGAAAUUAAAGCUUGUUUACAUAUUAGGAACAACGAACAGGUCAAGUCCAGAUCACAUUUCAGAUCCUGCCUAAUUACAUUACAACCUCUUUUUUUUUUUUUUUUUUUAUCAUUUUCAUCAGUCCUGUGAAUUCACAGUGUGUCACUGGAGUGGCUUUGUUUUAUUUUACCUGUAAUUUUGCAAUGUUUCAGAUGGCAACAGUCUGUUCACUGCCAAACUCAAAUGUCUGUUGUGCUGUCAUCCACUGUUCGGGGUCGGGACCAAACGUGAUGC